AUGGAUAUAUUGCCUACAGGUAUACCACAACUAUCUCAUAUUCCACAGAGAAAAAAUGCAUUGCCAGAUGGAGUUAAUGAUGAUUCUAUAUUACAGAUUUUACCGUUGAAGCAUGCCAAUGUAGUGGUUAUGUUAACUUCGACAAGACUAUUGGUGUACAAUUUUAAACCACUGGCUUUAGUUGCUUGUCAUGAGAGAAGUGUUGAUUCUAUAAAUGAAUUUGGUAUGAAUAAAUUGUUAUGUAAUUCAGAAAUAUUCAUGGAUGAUUCAAAAGGUACUCAAUUCAAUUUGCUUGAAUUGUUACCAAUUAAUAGGGGUAAAAAUGUAUUAUAUAUUAUCACUGAAAAUAAUUUUGUUAUGGCAUAUCAAAUAUUAAAAGGUGCUACUGAAAAUUCAAUCUACCAUGAAUAUGGGAUUCCAGUAUAUAAUGUGUCAGGAGAAUCUGACUUUGUUGAUCAACAAUUAGAUGAUGCUUUUGAUGAUGAUACAUUGAUUGUUUUUGAAAAAAAUAAGUCUAACAAAGUUAUACAAAAUGGUUAUGCAACUAAAAAGGAAAAAGGGCUUUUACAAUAUCUAACUUCUAAUUCUAAUACUUUAGAAGAACUUCCGAUUAAAAGGGUGGAACUAAGAUUAAGAAUAAUUUUAAAAUUCGAAUUUGAAAUACAUGAAGCACUUGGUUUCAAAUCUAUCGUUUACGAUGGUGAGCCCAAUAUUAAUGAUAAUUUAAUUUUGCUUUCAAAAGAUGGUGCACAUAUCCUUUACAUGCAUGAAUUCAAAUUGAUUAGAAUGGAUUUCAUUUUGGUUCCUAAUUCAAUUUCACUUAGAUUAUUAUCAAAACAAUUAUUUAUACUCUCAAAAGAUACAGCUAAUCAGAAUUAUAAAUUUAAUGAAAUUGACGUUAAGCAAAAAGUAAUUAAGAAAUCAUUACCAUUAGAUUCAAAAACUGUUGAUAAUUCUUUUACCUUAAAUCAGCAUCUAGUGUUAAAGAGUCAAAGUGAUAUGAUAUACUAUGAUAUUCCAAGUGAGAAUAUAACUUUUCAAUGGAAUGCAAGAAAUAAAAUACAAUAUUGCGGGAAAAUCAACGACACUUGUAUUUUAAUCAUAUCCGACCAUUAUGAAUUAUAUAUAUACUCUACAUUUGGUAACAUCAUAUAUUCAACCAAUAUAGAUGAAUUUGCUCUAAGUGAGACGAAGAUCACUGGUCAUAUUUAUAUGGAUAUGAAAUUGAUACUAACAACAGACAAUGGAUCUUAUCAAGUAUGGAGCUUUAUGGAAGAAUACCCACAAUUAUCAAUUAAUUUUAGGGGCAUGAAACCGGUUAUUAUGGGUGAUACAUUGAAUAAUAUUAUUGUAUUUUCAGCAGCUUCAGAUAGUUAUCUGAAGAAUGACAUCAUUCCCUUGUCAAAACUACCGACGAAAACUUUGAAUAAUUAUUGUCCACUAAUAAGAGUAACAAAUAAUAUGAAAUUGAUGGCAGUUUAUAUCGCUAAUAAAGACAUUCUAUUGAUUCAAAACCUUUUCUCAGAUAGAUGGUAUACAUUUUCAGUUGAUACUAUAAUUGAAAUGCAAUGGUUAUCAAAUAACUACCUAAUAUGUCAUAUUAGGAGAGAUGACCACAGUGAUUAUUUAAUAUGUCUAAGAUUUCCCUUAGAUAUAGAUUAUGAUGAAGAUAUUUCAAAAUACUCGAUUUGGGAAUAUGAAAUACCUAAAGAAUUCAAAAUGAUUAAUUUCUUCGUUAAUACUACAUUCAGGUAUAAACCAAUUCAAAGAAAAGGUGUUAAACCAGGUGAAGCGGAUGCUUUAACUACUCAACUUAUGAAGACAGGUGAAAUUAUACUUGCCUUUGCCAACCAUAUUUCUGUCAUUGAUAUAAUAUCGACUGUCCAUCCAUCUGGCUUUAAUAUUAUAAAGAGAUUCCAUCCACAUGCGGUGUUUCACCCUGAAGAUACUAGAAUGAUUCUAUGCAUGAAAUGGGUGACAAAUUUCAGAGAUGGUCUUUUAUUAUUUAGUGAAAAUAAGAUCUACAAAGUUGUUGGGAACAAAAAAGACAAUUGUCAAAAAACCGUUGUUGCCAAUAACAUCGAAUGCAUAUUAGACAUAGUAAAAGACAAUAUUUAUUUUAUAAAGGAAAAUUCAAUUGUCUCUUAUUCAUUAGAAAACCUAUGGAAUAACGAUAAGGAAGAUAUUCAAUUUCCAAUUAAUGAUGACUUUUAUCCCUUAUGUGUAUCCCCAGAAAUUGCAGUAACCCAUGGUAUCUAUUGCACCAAAAGUUCUGAUAGGUUGCUCUUCAAGAUAAAGCAUAGUUUGUUUUUGGAUGUUGUGAUUAAUUCUAGACUAAAUGGCGACGCUAAUAUUAUAGAUAUUAACUCAGAGUACCAGCAGUUUCAUCAUUAUGAAUUUUCAUUAGAGAAAAUUCUGUCAUAUAAAAUAAUAGAAAAUGCCAAGCUAGAUAUAAUCGUUGAUUUAAUAAAGCAAUUUAGCGGUAUACCUUUAAAAGAUGAAAUAAAUGAUGACAAUGCCAAUAGUUCAUUAUUAAGGAUAAUUAGUAAUUGUCUAAGAAAAAUUGAGACUAAAUAUUGGAACAAACUAUUCCAAGAACUAAAUAUAACCCCUCGUGAAUUACUGACCGCAUGUAUCAAGACUAAUGAAACUAAAACACUAGGUAUACUUUUUUUCGUAUUUUUAAAUUAUAACCAAGAAGAGUUUAUUAAUGAUCUAAAGGGGGAAACUCAAACAGUUGCAACUGGAAACUCAAAAGUAAGUGAAAAUAGUUUGGAAUAUGUUUAUAAAGAUGAAGAACUGAUGUAUGAAAUCCUCAAACUAUUAGUGACAGAUGCAUCAAAGUGCGUGGAUAGACAAAAGGCAACCGAAUCAUGGGAUAUUUGCUUCCAACUAAUUAGAUUCCUUCGGAACUUAGAUAAAGAAAAUAAUACAAACUUAGUUGAAAAUGCAAUGGAAAUGUUAUAA
Vanderwaltozyma polyspora DSM 70294 is the source of this 2967-nucleotide messenger RNA. RefSeq lists its product as uncharacterized. The transcript has a single exon. The coding region runs from base 1 to 2967 and encodes 988 amino acids. Lineage: Eukaryota; Fungi; Ascomycota; Saccharomycetes; Saccharomycetales; Saccharomycetaceae. The record is from RefSeq and is a predicted model, not a curated record. Gene Ontology annotation, cellular component: Ric1-Rgp1 guanyl-nucleotide exchange factor complex; cytosol; Golgi membrane. Gene Ontology annotation, biological process: retrograde transport, endosome to Golgi; intracellular protein transport.